This is a messenger RNA of Melanotaenia boesemani (Boeseman's rainbowfish), 2825 nucleotides long. It is a transcript of the gene ndrg1a, whose product is annotated as N-myc downstream regulated 1a. The transcript is spliced from 14 exons. Gene Ontology annotation, biological process: signal transduction. Lineage: Eukaryota; Metazoa; Chordata; Actinopteri; Atheriniformes; Melanotaeniidae. The record is from RefSeq and is a predicted model, not a curated record. The coding region runs from base 356 to 1513 and encodes 385 amino acids. Gene Ontology annotation, cellular component: cytoplasm.
UAUAAACUGUCGAGUAAUGGCUGCCAUCUUGCUUUCGUUCAUUCAACAUGCUUCCCGCUGACCAUACACCCACACCUACUCAUCAUGUCAGUGCAGUAGCUGAUGCCCCUCUGACAUUGGCUGAUCCAAUUUAAGGAUCUCUUCUAGAAUUAGCUUGUUUUGACCAGCCUGCAAGGCACCAUGGGAGUCCGGGGAGCUUAGAGCCAACUGGUAAGCAGCAGGGGUAUAAAAUGCAGCUCUCAGUGCAGUGCUAAACUACUUCAGAGACUUACCGAGUGUUGGAUCUAUAGCUCAGGGAGCCACUCUGACAAGAGUUUUUUGGUAGCAAGCGCCGAUCGACUUGUCUCCUGCAAACAUGGUUCUGGAGGAUUCUGACGUGGAAAUGAUUGUUGCUGAGAUUGAAGUCAGCGAGCAUGAUGUCGAGACUCCUUUUGGACGGGUUCGCUGCACAAUGAAGGGGGCUCCCAAAGGGGACAGACCAGUCAUCCUCACCUUCCAUGACAUUGGCCUGAACCACAAGACUUGCUGGGACACGCUCUUUAACCAUGAGGACAUGUCAGAAAUCAUGCAGCACUUUGCCGUGUGUCAUGUUGAUGCCCCGGGGCAGCAUGAAGGAUCAAACACCUUUUCCACUGGAUACGAGUAUCCUUCCAUGGACCAGGUGUCUGAGACUCUCCCUCUGGUGCUGAAGCACUUUGGCCUGAAGAGUGUGAUUGGAAUGGGUAUCGGAGCCGGGGCCUACAUCCUGACCAGAUUUGCUUUGGACAACCCAAAUAUGGUUGAGGGCCUGGUGCUCAUCAACAUCAACCCAUGUGCCGAGGGUUGGAUGGACUGGGCUGCUCACAAGAUCAGUGGCUGGACCCAUGCCAUGCCUGACAUGAUCAUCUCCCACCUCUUUGGAAAGGAGGAGAUCCACAACAACCAUGCUUUAAUCGGUACAUAUCGUCACCACAUCCUGAACGACAUGAACCAGUUUAACCUGCAUCUGUUUGUCAAGUCCUAUGAAAGUCGGAGGGAUCUGGAAAUUGAGAGGCCGGUCCCUGGAAGCAACGUCAGAUCCCUCAAGUGCCCUUCUCUGCUGGUGGUUGGUGACAGUUCUCCUGCUGUGGAUGCUGUGGUUGAGUGCAACACCAGGCUGGACCCAACAAAGACCACCUUGCUCAAGAUGGCUGACUGUGGUGGCAUGCCCCAGGUUGACCAGCCUGGCAAACUGACAGAAGCUUUCAAGUACUUCAUUCAGGGCAUGGGAUACAUGCCUUCUGCCAGCAUGACCCGCCUGGUCCGCUCCCGCACUGCCUCCGGUUCCAGCGUCACCUCCUUCGAUGGCAACCGCUCACGUUCCCACACCACUGAGGGAAACCGCUCCCGCUCGCACACCAAUGAGGGACCUCGCAGCCGCAGUCACACGACUGACAACCAGCACGGCCGUUCUCACACGGAUGGUGCCGUGGACGGCACAGGCAACAACAACGUGGACCAGGCUGUGCCCAAGUCCACUGAAGUGUCCUGCUAAGUGAGCUGCUGCUCACCAGACACAAACCUUUCAAGGCCCUGUUGUUAUUCUGUGCUGUCUCUAAUUCAAGCAUACACACAUUCCUUACGCAAAUACAUACUUCAUGCAGAGAGGGACACUAAGAGAGCACACUUGGGUUUGUUUAAAACAAAAAAACAAAAAAAACGCACAAUGGACUCUCAGCUGCAGACAACUCAGUGCAACUGAGCUGCUCCAAUUUCAAAAUCUGUCUUUAGAGUGGGAUGGUGAGGUCAGCUGUGUGCAUGCUUGGUCAUUCAGGGAUCUACACCUACUGUAUCUUAACAACAAAUGUUGCUGAGCUCUUUGGUCAAGUUGGAGUGUAAUUAGAGGCAACACAGCAUAUGGCGAUACCGAAGUGGAGAAUGUUGGAGAAAGCUGUGGCUAGGGAGUACACCAGCUUAUAACAUUUCUUAUACACUUAAAAAAUAAAUAAAAAAAAUAGGAGAAAAAUCUAUUUCAUCAUGGUCAUUUUGUUUUUAUCCACUUUUACCAUAUUGACACAGCUUUCUCAAAUAUACCUGACUGUAAAGCUCUCUCUUGUUCACACUGUAAUUGUCUGAUCAUUUCUUCUUUUUAUUUUCAUGUCUGAAUGUUGUUUGUGCAUAGGAGCAGAAUUGUAUGUGAAGAAGAAACAGGGAGGCGCUUGGAUAAACAAAUUUUUUAAAAAUGACUUUUUUUUUUGCCUCAAUCUGUAUUUGUAACUUUGCAAUUUAAGAACAGACAUCUAGAUUAUCCUGUAAAUAUGCAAAUUUUCUCCUGCCGAAGUCCCCCCCCCCCCUCCCUCCCAUUCAUCACACACGAUGCAUUUUAAAUUGUGUUGGGAACCAGAUGAUCAUUUUUAAGACAUUCCAUUGAGCUUAUGCUUCAUGAUUAAUCAAACCCUAUUCUGAAAUGCAAAUUUAAAACACUUUUCUACCACGAUUAAUCCUGACUUCACGUUUUUUUCCCCCUUCUCUUUUAUUUAAUGAUUUCUAUGCAAUCAAGCACAAUGGAACAAAAAAAAAGUGCCAUGGAAUUGUUCACUCUUUAGAUGUGAUGCUCCUAUGUGGUUGUGGAUUUGUGGGUGAGUGAAGAAAGGGUCCACAUGUUAACAUGAGGAUAUCCAUAGCACUUACCCGACACCUUCUACUCCUGUAUUUGACUUGCACUACAGCAACAUAUUACUUUGUAGAAGAGGUAUACAAAGCUUUGUAAAGAUGCAGUGCACAAACCAUCUAAUGCUGUAGAAAAGCAUUAAAAAGAUGUAACAGUUUGUAUUUAUUAAAAAAUGACAAUAAAAAGUUGUAACAGA